AUGGUACUCGACGAAUCGUCGCAGAAAAUGCUAACGGACCUCAAAAGAAAACGGGGCGUCAUAAAGGCAUCGUUAACGCGAAUAAUAACAUUUGUAAACAAAUUUGAUCCCGUCGAACAUGCAACUUCACUCCUCGAUUUUCGACAAGAAGAGCUGCCGCAGAUAAAUCGAAAGUUCGAUGCUAUUCAAUGUGAAAUUGAAUUAAUCGCAGUAGAUGAUAUAGAAGGCGCUGAACAAGAAAGAGCAAAGUUUGAGGCUGAUUAUUAUAAUAUAAGAUCCCGUAUACAAGAGCUAAUAAAUGCAGAAAGACCAACUAGUACGACAGGACAGAAUGUGUCAUUUGGAAACACCUCAAUUAGCAAUCGAGUGCAACUAGCUCCUAUACCAUUACCCCAGUUCAAUGGCAACAUUCAAGAUUGGCCAUCAUUCUACGAUGUUUUUAAGGCACUGGUUCACCACGACGAGUCACUAUCAGCUGCGCAAAAGUUUUAUUAUUUGAGAUCGUGUCUAAGCGACCAAGCGUUAGACUUAGUGAAAUCCAUCCCGGUUAGUGAUGGUAACUAUGAAGCAGUAUUACAAGGGCUCAAACAACGCUACGAUAAUAAAAGCUUGAUUAUACAAUCACAUAUCAGGUCAAUUUUGGAUUCUCCAAGGAUAGAAGAAGCAUCGGCUAGUUCAUUGCAAGAAUUACAUUCUCAUGUUUGUGCACAUGUAGCAGCAUUACGAGCAAUAGAGCAACCAGUAGAACACUGGGAUGCUUGGCUAGUCACUAUUGUCAUAGAUCGACUUGACAAGAACACUGCACAUGGAUGGCAGCUACACCAAAGAAAUACAGAGCUACCAAAAUUUAAGCAAUUGGAGGAGUUUCUAUCCAGUCGAUGUGUAGCCUUUGAAUCAUCGGAAGCAGCAGCUGGGCACAAAAAGGAUAUCAAAACUAAUAUGGCUGUUGAAGCAGCUAAGAGAAGUAGUGUCAAACAUUCCGCUACUGAAGCAAGGCGAGCUUUAGUAGCAUCUACCGAAACUGUUUUCUGUCAUUACUGUACCAAGCUACAUAAAUUAUAUAAUUGCGAAGAUUUCAAAGCAGUUCCAUUAAACGCACGCCUCUCAUUUGUUCAAGGAAAAGGAAUAUGCUUCAAUUGUCUAUCUUCGGGACAUAUGGCAAAUACUUGUAGAUCCACUUACAGGUGUCGAACGUGCAACCGUAAUCAUCAUUCAUUAUUGCAUUUUGAAAAGAAAGAAAAAACAGAAGAGAAGGAGCAGCUCAAAGGACAACAACCGGAUAAAGGUCAAACACCGUCUACGUCUGCAAUCCUUGUGUCUGCACCUGUACCAGCAAAAAUCGCCAGGGUAAACUCUCACGUAUUUCUUGCGACAGCUUUAGUUAUAGUUCGAGAUAAAAAUGGUGGACGACGCCAGUGCAGAGCUAUCUUGGAUAGCGGUUCCCAAGUCAACUUUGUGUCAAAAAGAUAUGCAAAUCUAUUACAACUAACAUGUAAGAAGUCUUUAUUACCAAUAAGUGGUAUUGGAGACAAUUGGUUAAGAGCAAGGUCAUGUAGCGAGUUGAAGGUUGAAUCAAGAACGAAUGAAUUUAGUAUUAAUAUUUCUUGCUAUAUAUUGCCUAAUAUAGUCGGAGAAUUAGCGUCUUGUCCAGAACCGGCAGGUGGAUGGGGUAUACCAGGGACUGUGGUUCCACUUCUGGCUGAUCCGGAUUUCCAUCGACCUCAAGGUAUCGAUCUGCUUAUUGGAGGUGGCUCGUUCUUUGAUGUUUUGGGAACAAAAAAAAUACCACUAAAUAUAGGUUCAGUCACAUUACAUGAAAGUAGCUUCGGAUGGCUCGUAACAGGAGAACUUUCUAACCACCAUACACCGGCACUUUUCUCAAUGGGUCAAACAAUAGAGGAAGAUUGGAAGGUGCUCAGCAGCAUUGAAGAUACAAGCUAUGGCCGAGCAUCAAAAGCGAAUAAGAGAUGUCAAGAAGAGCAAGAAACACUCCAACAUUUUAAGCAACACACCAUCCGUGAUGAGGAGGGACGUUUUAUCGUACGGCUUCCCACCAAACAGGCAAUCAGUGAAUUAGGGACUACAUUACCUAUGGCGACCGCACGUUUUUUGAAUGUUGAGAAAAGAUUACAACAUGAUGAGCAUCUGAAGGCCGAGUACAUACGAUUUAUGAACGAAUAUAUUGAAAUGGGACACAUGGUUCAAGUAAUGGACGAUUCAGUUCAGACGCAGAAUCCCUUCUAUCUACCACAUCAUUCGGUAAUAAAAGCAUCAAGUUUAACUACAAAGGUCCGAGUGGUUUUCGAUGCCUCUGCCAAAAGUACAUCUGGCAUAUCUCUUAAUGAUGUCUUGAGGUGUGGUCCAGUUGUUCAGCAAGAUUUAUUUUCAAUCCUCGUUCGCUUCCGCAAGCAUCAAUUCGUUUUAACUUCGGAUAUAGAAAAAAUGUUUCGCCAAAUAAAGGUGGCAAGGGAAGAUUGGGACCUACAAAGAAUUGUUUGGAGAUCCAGCCCUGAAGAAUUACUACGGUCGUACCAGCUAACUACAGUCACGUAUGGAACAACUCCUGCCUCAUUUCUGUCAACCUACUGUCUUAUAGCACUCGCAAAAAGUGUUGAGAAGGAAUUACCGAAAGCUGCAAAGGUGAUUGCCGAAGAUUUCUACAUGGACGAUCUAAUGACGGGAGCCGAUACAGAGGAUGACUGCUGUCGGUUGCAAAUAGAGGUUAGCUCAGUGCUAAACUCAGCAAAGUUACCAUUAAGGAAAUGGUGUUCCAACUCCGAAUUUGUUUUGCGAAACAUGUCCAAGUGUGUUGACGAUCCUUUGUUCGUAUUAGAUAUAGGAGAUGAUGACACGGUCAAGUCACUCGGGUUGCAGUGGAAACCAGUCGCAGACCAAUUUCAAUAUGACAUCGUAGCAAGAUCAUCAGAAGGUGCGUUAUCGAAAAGAGCUAUACUCUCUGACCUGAACAAAAUUUUCGAUCCACUUGGGUUCCUGUCGCCAGUUUUAGUGAAAGGAAAAAUAUUUUUACAACAGCUGUGGUCUAUGAAGAUAGACUGGGAUGCACGGCUUCCGGUAGACAUUCAGCAAAGAUGGAUUCGUUUUUAUGAUGAGCUUGAGCAGCUAAAGGAAUUGUCCAUUCCCAGAAAAGCUAUUCCCGAGCGCACCGAGAUCAUAGAUAUACAUGGAUUUUGCGACGCCUCGGAGGAAGCAUAUGGAGCCUGUAUCUAUAUUCGUACUCAGAGCAGCGAUGGAGAAUGGUAUUCCAGACUUCUAUGCGCUAAAACUCGAGUGGCCCCACUAAAAGGCAGCACAAUCCCACGCCUUGAGUUGAACGGUGCAUUAUUAUUAGCGGAGCUGGCCCAACGAGUUGCUGAGUCAUGGCAAAUCAACAUUCAUCAGUUCAAGCUUUGGACGGACUCAACUAUUGUACUAGGGUGGUUAAAUAGCCAGAGCAGCCGGCUAAAAACAUAUGUUGCAAAUCGAAUAGCUCAAAUCAUGGAUGUUACAGAGAUCAGCCAGUGGAACCAUAUAGUAACACAUGAAAACCCAGCGGAUAUCCCUUCAAGAGGUUUGGGGCCACGGGAGCUUUUAGAGGCAAAAUUGUGGUGGAAGGGACCCACCUGGUUGGAAAAGAAUGAGAAAGAUUGGAUCUUCAAUCCAAUAGUCAACACGAAUGAAGAGCUACCUGAAGUACGUAAAGUGAAACUAGUACUUGUAGCAAACAACUCAGUGAAUGAUAUAUUAGAACACUACUCAGAAUGGAACCAAAUGCUGCAAGGAAUAGCUUGGCUAACAAUCUAUUCAAAGUUCCUGCGUAAGAAGAUCAAUGGACCUCAAUCUUUAAGGAUACAUGACUUGAACGAAGCGAGAAAAACGGUGCUAAGAAUGGUUCAAGCUGAGUGCUUUAGCAAAGAGAUCUUGUCGCUAGAAAAAGGACAAGAAGUAUCAAGAAAUAGCAAGUUACGGAGUUUGAAUCCUUUCCUACGCGAUGGUUUAAUACUGGUGGGUGGAAGACUCAACAAUUCAGACAUGGCGGAUAAACAUAAGCACCCUGUGGUAUUGCCUGCCGCUCAUAAAGUAACCCGUAUGAUAUUUGAAAAAUACCAUCUGGAGCUUCUUCAUGGAGGACCUCAACUCUUGUUGUCUGAGGUAAGGCGUUUAUACUGGCCACUGCUGGGUCGAGUAACUGCAAGGUCAGUGGUAUGGCGUUGUGUUCAAUGUACGAGAGCACAGCCGCGUUUUAAUCACCCAAUGAUGGCAGCGCUCCCAAGAGAUCGAGUGCAGUGUACUAGACCUUUCACAGUUACAGGUGUAGAUUUUGCGGGACCAAUAUAUAUUCGAAGUGGAUUGAGACGCGUGGCAGCUAAGAAGGCUUGGAUUGCAGUAUUUGUUUGCUUUUCCACAAAGGCCAUACAUUUGGAGUUAGUUGACGAUCUUUCGAGUAAGUCCUUUAUAGCGACAUUGCGUUGUUUUAUGUCUAGAAGAGGAAAAUGUGCUAAGAUUUAUAGCGAUAAUGGAACAAAUUUUGUCGGCGCUCAAAAGGAGUUAGUCUCAAUGAUGAAGAAGGCUAGUGUUGACUUAGAGAAAGAAGGUAUUGAGUGGCAUUUUAAUCCACCGGCUGCGCCCCAUUUUGGUGGUAUAUGGGAGAGUGCCGUCAAGAGUAUGAAGCAUCACCUGAAGAGAGUUAUAUCCGAUCAUAAGCUUACAAACACAGAAAUGCGUACACUACUAUGCCAAAUCGAGGCUUGUCUCAAUUCAAGACCGAUGACCCCCCUAAAUAGCGACCCUUCAGACUUAGCCGUAUUAACCCCAUCUCAUUUCUUGAUUGGAGGGGCUAUGUUGUUACCGGAUGAGCCAGACAUAUCCAAAGAAGAGCCUAAGGGUCUACGAAGAUGGCAGCUUGUGCAAAAUCUAAUGCAAACAUUUUGGAAGAGGUGGUCAAAGGAGUAUUUACCGCAAACUCAAAUUCGUGGCAAGUGGACGAGUAAGAGCGUGCAACUAGCAAAGGACGAUGUUGUAAUCAUAAAGGAUGACUGUAUGCCUCCAGCCAAGUGGAAGUUAGGUAUAGUCGUGGAAUUACAUCCUGGCUCCGAUGGUACAGUUCGGGUUGCCACACUAAGGACAGCAAACGGGACGCAUAUGCGUCGUCCAGUCAUCAAGUUAUGUAGGCUACCGACGGACAAGAACAACACAACAGUUGAAACCCAAGACUUUCAACGGGGGGAGAAUGUUGCCGCCAUAGAAUAG
Molecule: messenger RNA, 5247 nt
Organism: Rhopalosiphum padi (bird cherry-oat aphid)
Lineage: Eukaryota; Metazoa; Arthropoda; Insecta; Hemiptera; Aphididae
Exons: 1
Coding region: 1-5247 (1748 amino acids)
Biological process (GO): DNA integration
Molecular function (GO): zinc ion binding; nucleic acid binding
Source: RefSeq, a predicted model, not a curated record